AUGAAGUCACUUGCUGAAGCUCUUUCUUUCUCUUCUGUUAUGUGUUAUCUCCUAACCUCCUCGUUCUUCUUCUUCUUCCCACACCCUUCCUAUUCUGCUUUAGAAUCCUUCAUAUACGCUGGCUGUACUCAGUUUAAAUACAACGAUGGGUCGCCCUUCGAAACAAAUCUCAAUUCAGUCUUAACCUCUAUAGCUAACUCAGCCUCCCUCUCCAACUUCAACAACUUCAAGAUUUCCCUCCCGGGCUCCACCGACAGCGACAUCGUCUAUGGCCUAUUCCAGUGCCGUGGAGACCUCACAAGCUCGGACUGCCACAAUUGUAUAACGCAUGCAGUGAGUCAGCUUGGAAAAAUCUGCAUCGACACUUCCGGUGGAGCUUUGCAGUUGGAAGGGUGUUAUGUGAAGUAUGAUAACGUAUCAUUUUUGGGUGCAGUAGACAAAACCGUGGUGUUGAAGAAAUGUGGGUCGUCAUCUGGGUAUGAUUCGGACUUCUUGACUCGGAGAGAUGCUGUUCAGGCGUAUCUUACCGGAGCCGGGCAGUAUUUUCGGGUCGGUGGGUCAGGGAAAGUCCAGGGUAUGGCACAGUGCAUACAGGAUUUGAGUAUGAGCCAGUGCCAGGAUUGUUUAUCAGAGGCAAUCCAACAGCUGAAAAACGAGUGUGGAUCUUCAUCUUGGGGUGAUAUGUUCUUGGCCAAGUGCUACGCGAGGUAUUCGGUGCGUGGGGUCUCUUCCGAUGGUGGAAAGCAGUUCCGCCGCCGUGGCUGGUGGUUCAUGAUUUGUGGUUUUAUAUUUUCUUUUAUUUAUGUCAUGUUAUGUUAA
Molecule: messenger RNA, 819 nt
Organism: Fraxinus pennsylvanica
Lineage: Eukaryota; Viridiplantae; Streptophyta; Magnoliopsida; Lamiales; Oleaceae
Source: the annotation of a GenBank genome assembly